Messenger RNA from Durusdinium trenchii, 2529 nucleotides. The record is from the annotation of a GenBank genome assembly. Lineage: Eukaryota; Dinophyceae; Suessiales; Symbiodiniaceae.
AUGCCGCUCCCUUCGCCACAAGGUGCACCUGUUGUGGUCCUCUUGGGCCCGGUCGGUGUGGGCAAAAGCCUGCUGGCGACCGCCUUGGCUGGGCUUCCCCCGAGCAAUCGCAUCUUCAAAGUGGGCGAUUCUGCGCAAGCUGUGACUUUGGAGGCCGUCUGCCACCGCUGCAGGUGGUUCGGGCGUGCCUCUGAAGAGGAGUUGGUUUUGGUGGAUCCGCCGGGGGUCGGAGAUGGAGAGAAAGACACCACGCGCUUGGCGCAAGUGGUUCGCCUUCUUCGCGACCUUGGUUCUGUGAGCUUGUUUGUUGUGGUGCUGAAUUCGGAGCAGCCUCGCAUCGGCAGCGUGCUGGAGAACUUGCUUCGGCUCAUGGAAGAGUGUUUUGGCCGCCGCUUUUGGCGGCACGUGGCCCUGGUUUUCACGCGCUACUACACGGAUGCUCGCUCCGCCCGCCGGCGUGGCAGCAAGACCAAGGACAUGCUCCGAGAUGAGUUUUCCAUGGCGCUGGCGACGCAAUUCCCCCAUUCUCAGCAGGAGAGAACUUUAGCUGCAGAUCCAUUUCCCAGCUACUUCGUGGAUUCAGAGGCCGCGAUCAACAAUGAACUCCCCGAAGCAGAGCGGGCGGCAGCGCUCAUGGAGUUAGAACGGCUGUCGGUCUUUGCGCGUGCCUCGCCGUGUUUGCCAACCGGCACGGAUGACAACACAUCCGUUGGCUCGUCCACAGCCAGAGGAAGAGAGCCUGACACGGAGCAGGAGUGCUCCGAAGAUCACUUUGCCACUGGAUCAUGGGUUGAAAUUCAUGGCUUGGUUGGCACCCCAUCUCUCAAUGGCAUGCGUGCGCUGGUUGUGGAGUUCCAGUCUCAGAGGCACCGGUACACCGUGGAGCUCUCAAACGGUUCAAGAAAACUGAUCCACGCCAAAAACCUCCAGAGCAUCACUGAGACCAUGACUGAUCCUCCAGAAGCUCCGCAUUUGGCAUCGGGCAUGUAUUGCAGCAUCAGUGGCUUGUCAGGGGCAACCCAUUUGAAUGGGCAGAAGUGCUUGGUGGUUUCAAGGAAAGAUGGACGCUAUGAGGUUCAGCUGUUGGACGGUAGCUUGAAGAGCAUCAAACCAGUGAACUUGACUCCCCUUCCAAAGCCGCCUGUUGGCGAACGUGUGACAGUGAAAAAUGCCAUCGAAGGAGCCAUGGUGCAGCGUGGCCUUGAUUGGAUUUGGAAUGACCAGGAUGGUGGAGACGGUUGUGUUGGUCGCAUUCAAGCUAUUGAAGGCGACUGGGCCUGUGUCCAGUGGAAUAGUGGCCGCGCGAACAAGUACCGAAUCGGUGCUGAUGGCAGCUGCGACUUGAUUUAUGUGGAUGAGUUCAAGCAUGAAAAUGCUUGCAGGAAGGCUCUUCAACGUGGGAAGUCCCACGUGGAACCACGCCACCUGAGCCGCACUUUCGCCUAUCUCCAUGGUACCAGAUGUGCGAAUGUAGAUUUCUUUGAUAUACGAGAUGAGGUUUGUCAGGCUGUUGGCGGGUGCAAACAUGGCCAGCGAGUGCAAGUCAAGGGCAUGCAGGCUGUUGCGAUUGGAGUGGCCACCUUGCCUUCGCCUUUGCCUCAUCUUGCGCAGAAGCUCGAGAUGUUUUUCCAUGUGGAAAGAGCGGAGGGUGCUGGUAUUUUCGAUGAGGCAGAUGGCAUCCAGAUGCGAGUUGUGGGUCGGCAACGAGUCAGGGAGGCUAAGCGCCCCAUUGGGACCAACAACCAGGAGUUGAUGGAAGUUGCCAAGAUGGUGAAGCCAUCUUUCCAGUACAUGUGGGGCCCGAAUUCAUAUCUAGGAAUGACACUGGAGCGCUUUGAUGUCAGGGACGAGGUUUGCGUCAAAGUGGGUGGCUUCAAGCAUGGGCAGCUGGUCAAGGUAGCAGACAAGGUUGCUGUGGUAAUUGGGGUGCGCUUGAUGCGUGGCAUUCCCAAACUCUUUUUCCACCUUGACGGGAAGCCCGGUUCUGGCACCUUUGAUGAUUUGAGUACACAGCAAAUUGUACUGGUUGGAACGCGGAAGGUGGAGGAGACCGCAGAUGACUUCCUGGAAGAGCCGGCGCUAUCGCCUGAAGUCGAAGCACUAGCAGGCAAACUGGAGUGCACCUUCAGUUUCCCGCUUGGAAACCCGUUUUCGAAGCCUGCCCGCUUUGACAUUCGGGACAACGUAUGCAGAGCAGUGGGCGGCUUUUGCCACGGGCAGGUGGUUUCGGAUGGUGAUGGCGACAAGGCUGUUGUUGUGGGCGUCAAAAAAAGUGAUGGACGCCCACGAUUGUUCUUUCGAGCAGAAGGGAACCGGGGUGCAGGCCGUUUCAACCCAUAUCAUUUGUACCGUAAGGAGUUGAGAGUGGUUGGGAAGCAAAAGCUGCAGGAGGUGUCCCCUUCUGAUCCGAUAUUCCACAGGCCGGAGGAAGGAGCAAGGAUGGAGAAGUUGCUCGAAGCCUUGCUGGCUGGUGCGAAAAGGUCGCAGCAAAGAACCCCCCCAUUCUCAGCCCAGUGGCUUACCAAGUGA